ACUUUCCUGCCUCUGUUGUGUGUGCGCGCAUCUGUGAUUCUCCACCCUUCUCAGCAAUCUCCUGCGAGGCUGAGCACUACGUAGAAAGACUAGAAUACCAUUAUCAUCGUCAGUUCAGACAUUAGAUUCGGAGAAGCGAAGGACAAGAAGGGAGGGGUGAGAGUGUGUUUGUGAGGGAGAGAGAGAGAGCGAGCUGGCGACCGCAUGCACGGUGUUGCGGGAUUCCGUUAAUACUAGCCACUAGUGCGUUUUUUUACCCAAAGACGUUGGCAAAUACACAAUAAGAAGGACAGAUUGCGUAUCACCAACCGGUCUGCAAUAAUGGAAGGAAUGGCAUAUGGAGCCGGGAAAGCGGGCGGAGCGUUCGACCCCCAGACCUUCUUUCGACAGCCAUAUACGAUAUUAAGAAUGGUGUCAUGGGUGUUCUCCAUUGUAAUCUUCGGCUCCAUCGCUAAUGAAGGCUACGUGAACCGUCCGGAUGAAGUGGAAGAGUUCUGCAUAUUCAACCGGAACCAGAAUGCCUGCAACUAUGGCGUGACCAUGGGAACGCUGACCUUCCUGACGUGUUUGGCAUUCCUCGCCCUUGAUGUCUACUUCCCACAGAUCAGCAGCGUCAAGGACCGAAAGAAGGCAGUGCUGGCCGAUCUAGGAGUGUCAGCUUUCUGGUCAUUCAUGUGGUUUGUGGGCUUCUGCUUCCUAACCAACCAGUGGCAGGUAACCAAACGAGAAGACAACCCUUUGAAUGAAGGAGCCGACGCAGCGCGGGCCACCAUCACAUUUGCCUUCUUCUCAAUCUUCACCUGGGGAGUCCAAACCUACAUGGCUGUAGAAAAACUACAGAAUAUUACUUUUGAGGAAGAGUACAAUAAACUUUUCCCUCAGGCGGCCCCCUGAUGACUUAACCAUCACCCCCUUUUCCCUCUCCAGUUUGACACCUUGGUGUGGACCAGGCCCGACUUUAACGAAAAGACGAAAAGAGCAGUGGUGUGGAUGUACUGUAUGUAUGUAUGUAUGUAUGUAUGUAUGUAUGUGAGUGCUGCUGGACUGUCUGCCCACCUCCCACCAUAUAACGUGGGGCAUAAAGUGAAUUAAAGGCGCGUGUGAAGGGGAGAAGAAUUUAGGACACAGACCACACCGAGGUUCCUGCUGCUUUAUCUGGAAAUUUCUCUGUGCUUUGCGCUACUUUCUGUUGCCUGUCUGUUAUAUUUUUUUCAAUGAUAACCUUAGACGCCCCCACUGCUGCCCCCUUAACAAUGUAAAUUGUCUACUGAUUUGAUUUGCAGCUUUUUGUUCUCAUUAUUUAAAGAGCAAAUACAACGUGAGCCCAAACCCUUAAUAUAUACCAUGAAGACGCUUGUCUUGUGGAGGGCAAAGUGAUGACGACUGUUCCUGGCUGAGGGGAUACAAAUAGAUUUUAUGUUACAUAAUCCAUACGGCAACCCUUCCCAAAAAUAGCUCAGGAUAUAAAUAUCAUUGAAUAUUUCAGGGAAAAAUUACAUUCAGAAUUAAACUGGUGAGAAAACUUCCUAGACCGGGAAUUUGAACUGUCGAGAAAAGGAUUUCGUUUUAUUGGGGGACACGGCAAUGCAGGGAAUAACAUUAAUGGGGACCGACGACAGAAAUGAUAUCUGAGGGGUAUUUUUGCCUUUUUCCAUCAUAUAUUGAAUUGUUGAGGGAUUUAUAGCUGACCAGUAAGAAAUCGCCUCUCCAGAGUUAGCGGUGGGCUAAAAGUCUUGUGAGCCCAUUGGGAGAAACCGAAAAUUCCAGUUACCUGCUGCAAAAAUGUCUGACAUUGUCUCAACCCAGGGUUACCAGUGUCGUUCUGUCAUGUGUGACUGUUAUAAUAUUAAAUGAAUCCUUAUUGUUCUCCUCUUUUUGUGUCCAGACUCUUUGGGGGAGGUUUGUCCAGCACUGCAAAGACAUUAAGCAUAUGCAGUAUUAUACAGGGCCCUCCAUAAUCCUUGAUUCUGACGAGAUUAACUUAACUUUCGUUUAAGGGGAUUUGCAUGCAUUUCAGUCACACAACACUUUUUCUACAUGUCAACCCCCCCAGAAUAAUGUAAUAAUCAACACCGUUAGUUUAAAUAAUCAACAGAAUAAACAUAAAUGAGAUUCAUGAGCCCCAGCCAGGGGAGGAACCCUGGAUGAAACGGGACAACCCUUCAAAUGGGCAACAGCUCCAUCAAGUGGCACGUUAUUGACCUGCAGAAAAAAGGGAGAGCCCGCGAUACUUUAGAAAUGUGAAACUGUGCUGGCAAGUUGUUACAAAGUCCCCUGCGGUUUCUUAAUCUGAUAUCCUCCGGCGCCGAGAUCGGCAAUCUACAGUUGUCAAGUUUUGCAUGUAACGCGACGUUGGCUUAAACAGGACACAUCCCUUAGAGUUUUGCUCACCUCCUGCGUAGAAGGUCAUUAUUAUUAAAUAUCUGGCUGAUAGCUUCCUCUAAGUGCAGGAGAUGGGACAACUGUUUAUAAAUAAUAUCAUGACGGACAUGAAGCCACACCAUGGGGAUGGAGCCGGCAAUUGAAGUGACAAUCUUUGAGCUAUGUGCGAUUCGAAUUUGAGGGUUUCCAAAUGUAAUCCUGGGUUAAAGUCACUUCUUCUACACCUUUUAUCAGUAAAGCAGAUGGUACAAUCGCUCUGCCUACCCCAGUGUUGAUUUACAUGUAUGAAUUAAAUACCCACCACUCCCGACCCCCUAUAUUCUCUUCUCCCGAAAACUGCCAAUUAUUCUGUGGAGGAUUUGCUUCCAGCAGGUAGGAACAGGAGGUUAGAGGGCAAGGAAUGAAAGAAUGGGAUUUGCCUUAAGAUCUUUGCACUAAUGAAUGCUGACGCCUUGGCUAAAGCUGACUAAUGUGAUUAAUUAAGGACGCUAAUCAAACUGCUUUGUGUCUUCUUUGUUUUCUCUCCCUCCCCAACCUUCUUCUUCUUUAUUUUCUCUUAUUCUUUUUAUGUGUGAGAUCUGAUCCUCAUGAUCCUCGAUAUUUCAAUGUCAAUCCAAACUGUUUACCCCAUGCAUCUACUUGUCUUGUCACUGCCAUCAUGCUUCCACUCACUCUCCCCCCAAAACUUACUGUACAACCCUCACCUCUCUUUCCUUUGCUAAUUCUUUAUACCGGUUUACCAUUCCUGAACUCUUCCUACAACUCUCACCCGCAAAACUCCUCUUCGAAACCUUCACUCUUUCCAUUCUUCAAACCUCUGCUCAUCCUUCUGCUGUAAACCUCCCUACAUCUACCAUACCCUCCACCUCUGUUCUUCUUCAACUCCUUCUGUUGUUGUGACCUUUGGUUUUCACCAUGUGGCGUCUGUCCUCCACCAUGUUGCCAUGAACCUUUUUAACUCUGGUAUUUGGUUCCCCUUUCCAUAAAACGUCUUCUUUCCCUUGUUAUGGCAUGUUCUGUUUCAACCAUCUGCUGUGCUGAACACACCCAUUUUAUGACAUACCCUGUAUUUGCUAAACAACUUCCCAUCCCUUUCUUUUUGAUGUAACCCAUCAUAUGCUUGCUGUACCUUCUCGGUUUCCUUCCAUCUUUGCAACACCUUCUUCCAUUCCCUAAUACUCUCUGAUUGUUUGCUGUAUUAUUCUCUUUCUUCACUUGUUUCUUAAACAUAUUACAUGUUCUUUGUCCCCUUGUCCCACAUUCUCUUUUUGCUUUCUCACUCACCACAUCUACUUCCUUCUGGUUUUGUGUAACCCCUGUUAUAACUUCCCUCUUUGGUAUCUCCAUAACGGCACUGUCCCCUCUCCCCCCGACUUCCACCUUUUGGUGAAACCUCAUCCAUCUUGACUCACUCUCUCUAAAUCUCACCCAUCCAUUUGCUUGUCUCCCUUCUUUAAUUCUUCAAUCAUGGCUUUUUAACCCCCCCCCCCCCUCCCCACCCCAUUUUAAACCAUACCUACCUCCAUCCCUCUCU
Messenger RNA from Polypterus senegalus (gray bichir), 3916 nucleotides. Its product is annotated as synaptogyrin-1-like. The transcript is spliced from 4 exons. NCBI's taxonomy places the organism in Eukaryota, Metazoa, Chordata, Cladistia, Polypteriformes, Polypteridae. Gene Ontology annotation, cellular component: synaptic vesicle membrane; neuromuscular junction. The record is from RefSeq and is a predicted model, not a curated record. Bases 322 to 894 code for a protein of 190 amino acids.